This is a messenger RNA of Trematosphaeria pertusa, 2187 nucleotides long. RefSeq lists its product as uncharacterized. NCBI's taxonomy places the organism in Eukaryota, Fungi, Ascomycota, Dothideomycetes, Pleosporales, Trematosphaeriaceae. The transcript is spliced from 4 exons. Bases 83 to 2077 code for a protein of 664 amino acids. The record is from RefSeq and is a predicted model, not a curated record.
CCGCCCCUCGACAUCCUCCAAAUCUUGUGGACAUUCCAACUCCAAAUCCCCUCGUCGGAAGCCGCCCUAUGACCCUCCAAGCAUGAACGCCCAAAGACACUCUCGCCGCAAUCCUGAGCACGGAAACUCCGCAAAGCCCUACCACGAGACGCCGUCCUCACUAAGCAACAAAACACCAACCGCACCAACACGCGAUGUUUGCCCGGCGGAUUCUGGCUUUGUUUCGAUGUUAGAAUCCAGAGAAAGUCUUACGGUGCAAAAUGAUAGCAAAGGCCACCCGCCAGCAAAGCAGAAAGGUCGCUCGAUAUCCGGGACAGAAUUUUAUAUAUUCAAGAGCGGGGGUAAGGAAGAGGCACGGAAGCACUACGAUAGUGUCAGCCCGGCCAUUGACGCUCUCCUGGACCGCGAGGUUGCAGAGAAGGGCCAUGAUCCUUCUUGUGCUAUGAUCUUGCGAUUGGCAGUCAUCGGCAAAACACAAGAAGACGCGCGCUAUUGGGUCGUCGUGUUCGGUAGGCCCGAGCUGGAGGAAACAGUUCGCACUUUCUUCGGCUCGGCACAAAUCGCCCCCCUCCUCGACCCUUCUGACGCUCCCAGCCUUCCUUUCAUGUUUAUUGCUAGGAACCCGACGAUGCGAUCCGCUCUCCUCGAUGUUGACGUCUGCUGUCAUGACUCAUUUGGGUCUAAUUGUACGACCUACUGCGGCGCUCCAAUACUGCUGAGGGCUGGAACAAAAGGCACCCAUCGGAGAACAAAGCGACAAGCUACUUUUGGAGGAGUCAUUAAGGUUACCUAUACUGACGGUGAUUCCCGAAUGUAUGGGUUCACUGCUGGACAUGUUAUUCAAGACCUGGAACGGCAAAAGGAUGCUUCGGUUUCGGAAACCGCCGAGAGUAAUCCCCCAGGGGCUGGCGCUUUUGCAGAGGAUGCUUGGAUAUGCGAAUACAACGCAUUGGGCCAUGUUCUAGACCCAAAGCGGCUGCCAGGUGUAGCCGCGGGAUGUGCGAAGCCAUCCCAUGACUGGACGCUGUUUGAAGUCGAAACUCCUCGGCCUAACGACGCUCUCUCUAUCAACCCCUAUGAACAACUAGCAGCAGGCGGGGAUAACCUCGCGCGUGGAAUCCUGGGCGUAGCACGGCCGAAAUUUCACGAUGGGCUCUCGGAAGAAGUCUUACUGCUAGGGGGUAUGCAGGGGAUCCGCCGCGGCGAGUUAUCCAGUCUUCCAGCACGCAUAUGGGUCAGCCUGAGCGAGGGAUAUGUCAGCGCAUAUCCGCUCGAGCUCCAAGACGGCACUAUUGAAGAUGGGGACUCUGGCGCUUGGAUAGUCCACCAUGCCAGCCCAGAGCUCUAUGGCCAUGUAGUCGCCACUGACGCCUUUGGGGACGCAUACAUCAUACCCGCUCCAGAUACGCUUGAGAACAUCAGGGAAUGCACCGGAGCUGUCUCCGUCACACUUCCUGAUCGUCACGAUUUCACAUCUACGGAGCCUGAGAGAAACCACACCGAGCAGGCCACUUCACAUCUCCCGCCAAGCUUUGAGCAAGGCUCUCUUCAGGACAGGUACAUCUCGGAUAGCUCCAUCCACUCAAUGAAACUGCACAAAUCCUUCAUUGGCCGCAAAGAAUAUCAGCACGAUCACAGGAAAGCCUGGCCGGAGUUCUCCAAUCGUCGCUAUGGCCUUGAAGACAAAUCCUAUGUUCAAUUUAGAAGAGAAAUUGGCGAAGAUGGCGAUACCCUAGACAUCUUCUUAGGCAGAGACAGCUUCGAUUCCCGCCCUUCACCUGCAAUCGACGACAUUGCACAAUUUUGUAGGGGCAUUUCUGUGCAAGAUGUCACCCUAGGGGCACUGUUCCGACGGCCUCGACGAGCGGCAUGGCUCGAUGACCGUAGCGAAGUUCUUUCAUCGCCCGAAGUGGCCCGGACCUUUAUGGGCCCAUUGACCGAAGUGGCCCGGAUCUAUAGGAACCCAUUGACCGCAAAUGAACUGCUUGAGCAUUUGCGGAGACCUCGUUACGGGUCGGAAAACCUUCCAGAUGCAGACAGGCGACUUAUGUAUUUUUUUCUCUCCAGUCCUUCUUGAAUUGGUCUAAACAGUGCUGAUUCUAUCUAACAGUUACAUCAGCGACCUCGAUCCAAAUUAUAUUCUGGCGCUUGCGGAGACGAUUCCAUAUCAUGCGAGAAAGCGGCUGA